UGUUAACCAAACACUUCAUUCAUUCAUCAAAUUUGUAGCAAUAAUUGUGACCAAAAAUGCCAAUCAAUCGUCCAUUUGGUGCACCGAAUCCGUCCUCAAGACUCACGGCCUCCACAAUCAGCUCUUCGGCCAAAACCAGAUCCGAUGGCAUUGAGAGCCACACAAACCAUACGUCCAAUGAGUCCAUUAUGAAGAGGACCACAAAUUUGACCCGAACUCGAAGUCUUCGGUUGCCUUCGAGGUGCAGAGAUCAGUACCUCAUGAGUGGACACCUCAUGCAAAGCAACACCACUGAAGACAAUCACUUGUCGCCAAAGAACACAUACCAGAGCAGACUUUCCAGCGGUCGACACGUGACAGAUAUGUCUGCAUCGAUGCAAUCAUCGCAUGAGCUCUCACUCAACGCCAACAAGAAGUGGAAGAAUCAGUCAUUUGGUCUGAAGGAGGCUUUGAUACCGAAAUUUGUGAGAAAUAGUUUCGGAAAAAGCAAUAAAAGCAAUGGUUUGGACGACAAGUAUGAAGACAAGUACCGAAAGCGAGUGUCUGCUGAACAGAGGGAUCACUUUGAAGUGAAUGGCGGUCCGCGAAGUCCGGCCACUCCUCACACUUUGCACAGUCCCUCCUCUCCGAUGUCUAACUCGAGUCGCGAUUCGGGAAUAAUUGGCAUUAAUUGCGGAAAUUGUGAUAAAAAUAAUUUAAAACAUUUCCGCAAAUUGUCUGAAGAGCACGAAAGGCUGCAAAUGGAGUACUCGAGGGUUAGACUACAACUCAUCGAAACCACUGCAACGCUUCCCAACAAAUUGGUUUCCAUCGAUAGUCAACAACAGGUCUCAGACAACGACACACAACUCGAGCUCAAGAAAGAGAAAUCUUUGGCCAACAAUUACAAGACCGAAAUCAUUAGACUUCAGGAAGAGUUGAAACGAUUGCAGCGAAAGUAUUGGGAGAAUAUUAUAUCCCAGAAGAGUGUGAACCGAAGCCAAACCAAUGGCUGCAAAGCGGCCGCAGACUCGCUCUCCAAUUCAUCCAACUCUCAAAACGCGAGUCUCGACUUAGAAGACAUAAAACAUACAGAACUCGAACACAAAGUACAGACUUUGGAGAAUAAAAUCCUAGAACUCGAGAAUGAGACUAAAGAAGCAAAAGAAAGCAUUGAAUUCCUGACGAGUGAGCGAACAGUUUUGGCCGAUAGUCUCAAAGAAACCGAAGAAAGCCUUUUCAAAGAGCGCUUGGAUUGGAUCAAAGAGAAGGAGACCUUCGAUAAAGUG
Molecule: messenger RNA, 1268 nt
Organism: Medioppia subpectinata
Lineage: Eukaryota; Metazoa; Arthropoda; Arachnida; Sarcoptiformes; Oppiidae
Source: the annotation of a GenBank genome assembly